AACUACGUGGCAACAUUAAUACCGUUACAUUUCCCUCCAUUCCCAAUUUCCAACUAUUUCUCUAUCUUACGCCGUAAGCGCAAAACCAAAACCAAACGAAAAUCCAUAUGCCGUUAACUGCUUCAAUGGGAUUCGGGUCGAGUUCUCUAAUGUGGUUUCGAAAAGGAAUUCGGAUCCACGAUAACCCGGCUCUCGAAUAUGCUUCACAAAGUUGUUCUCAUCUUUACCCGCUUUUUAUAAUCGACCCACAUUAUAUGAAACCCGACCCGAAUGCUUUCUCACCCGGUUCAUCUCGUGCGGGUCUUAAUCGGAUUAAUUUCUUGCUUCAGAGUCUCAGUGAUCUUGAUAUUAAUCUUAAGAAGAUUGGUUCGAGAUUGUUAAUUGUUAAGGGUGAUCCUUAUGAAGUUCUCAUUCGUUGCUUGAAACAGUGGAACAUUGGAAAGUUAUGUUUUGAAUAUGACACUGAUCCAUAUUAUCAGGCUCUGGAUAUUAAAAUCAAGGACUAUGCUCUUAAGACAGGGAUUGAGGUUUUCUCUCCUGUAAGCCACACGCUUUUCAAUCCAACUGAUAUUAUACAGAAGAAUGGAGGCAAGCCGCCGCUUAGUUAUCAGUCGUUUGUCAAGCUUGCAGGGGAACCGCCAUCUCCGCUCUCAACAAGGUAUUCUUCACUUCCUCCGGUUGGCCAUCUUGGAAAUUGUGAUAUUUCUGAAGUUCCAACCAUCAAAGACCUUGGAUAUGGAGAUGCUAAACUGGAGGAGUUCUCUCCUUUCAAAGGUGGUGAAUCAGAAGCAUUGAAAAGAUUGGAAGAAUGCAUGAAAGACAAGAAUUGGGUAGCAAACUUUGAAAAACCCAAGGGUAAUCCAUCUGCAUUUCUUAAGCCAGCAACAACUAUUUUAUCACCUUACUUGAAAUUUGGUUGUCUCUCUUCCAGAUAUUUCUACCAACGCAUUCAAGAUGUAUAUAAAAUUUUGCCAAAACAUACUUCACCACCUGUGUCUCUUCUAGGACAGUUGUUGUGGCGAGACUUCUUCUACACUGCAGCUUUUGGGACUCCAAAUUUCGAUAGGAUGAAAGGCAAUAGGAUAUGCAAGCAGAUUCCUUGGAAGGACGAUGAUAAACUUCUGGAGGCUUGGAGAGAUGCCAAGACAGGAUUUCCUUGGAUUGAUGCCAUCAUGGUUCAGCUACGUCAAUGGGGUUGGAUGCAUCAUUUGGCACGACAUUCUGUUGCGUGUUUUUUAACUCGAGGUGAUCUGUUUGUUCAUUGGGAAAAAGGACGUGAUGUCUUUGAUAGGCUUCUAAUUGAUUCAGAUUGGGCAAUUAAUAAUGGAAACUGGAUGUGGCUCUCAUGUUCAUCUUUCUUUUAUCAGUAUAAUCGUACUUAUUCUCCAACCACAUUUGGUAAGAAGUAUGACCCUAAUGGUGACUAUAUUAGGAAUUUUCUCCCAGUCUUAAAAGAUAUGCCCAAGGCGUACAUCUAUGAACCAUGGACUGCUCCUCCAAGCAUUCAGGCCAAAGCAAAUUGCAUAAUUGGAAAAGACUACCCAAUGCCAGUUGUUUCUCACGACUCUGCAAGUAAAGAGUGUAAAAGGAAAAUGGGCGAGGCUUAUGCAUUGAAUAAAACACUGAAUGGUUUGGUUAGUGAAGAUGAUCUGAAAAACUUGAGGAGGAAAUUGGAUGAGGGUGAAGAUCAAAGAACUAAAGCUAAAAGAUCUAGGCAACUGCUAAUUGGCUGAUGGAAAACUUAACUGAUUUUUUCAACCGUCAUGGUGUGAGUUGUAGUUUAUGCAAAGUUUGGAAUAUUGCUUUACAUUUUUCAUGAUGACAUGUUGUAUAUCAGACAUUCCUUAAUGUAGUGCAUAUUAGUAUCAUAGACUUGUUCUAGCUGCUGUUGUCAUAACACCAAAAAUUUCAUGGCCGACCCUGAUAAUAAACAUUUAAAUUACAAGAUGAUGGUCCAAUUGUAUAUUUUAACUUUAUGAUAA
Molecule: messenger RNA, 1982 nt
Organism: Trifolium pratense (red clover)
Lineage: Eukaryota; Viridiplantae; Streptophyta; Magnoliopsida; Fabales; Fabaceae
Product: (6-4)DNA photolyase
Exons: 14
Coding region: 108-1733 (541 amino acids)
Biological process (GO): entrainment of circadian clock by photoperiod; circadian regulation of gene expression
Cellular component (GO): cytoplasm; nucleus
Molecular function (GO): FAD binding; DNA binding
Source: RefSeq, a predicted model, not a curated record